UAGUCGUGACCUAGAUGGCCCACCCUCAAAAUCUCGCCGGCUCUCGCGAGGAAAGCCGUCACAUCUACUACUACUACUACUGCUACCCAGAAUGCACUGGUGCAGUCAAAGUCUUGGCGGCCAUGCCUCUCCAUAGAGGUUGCUGCGAUGCUCUUUUACUAAGGCCGCGAGUUGCUUUCGGGUUCGAACUUUCAGCUGCCACGGGCUGGCGGGGCCAUUGCUGCAAUGUGUGCUCUUGCUGUUGGUGAGCGGGAAAUCUGUUAGGAUAUCACCAGUCUUCCAUUUUCAUAGUCUUAGGACAUCCAUGUCGGAGACACAGGACAAGUCUGGGGGGCCCGUGCCCCUCAUGCAGCCACCGUUUCCGGACCUCAGCCACUUGACGGAAGAGGAGCGCAGAAUCAUCGAAGGGGUCAUGUUUCGUCAACAGAAAGAAGAGGAAAGAGAACAAGAAAUACUCAGAAAAAAGCAAGAUGAGGUGAGAAUCUUAGAGUCUGCGAUUCGGAUGCGGAAUGAAGAGCAACGAAGGAAAGGAAUCGAGCUCGAUGCUACUUGCCAGAUCUGCUUGAAGACCAAGUUCGCUGAUGGCAUUGGUCAUGUUUGCAACUACUGUAAUGUCCGGUGUUGUGCGCGGUGUGGAGGAAAAGUUUCACUGAGAUCAAACAAGGUGAUAUGGGUGUGCAUUGUGUGUCGUAAGAAACAAGAGCUACUUAUAAAGACAGGCCAGUGGGUACACAGUGGUAUGGCUGCCAAACAUCGGGAGAUGGAACGUGGUGAUAUCUUGUCCCCGAAAACAGAAAAGAAACCGAAACUGGAAAGAGCACACAGUGAAGGCAAAGAAAAUGUCGAAAGUCAUUUCUCCCUGGGCAUCAGUCGGCGUGGUUCUUUACAGCAAAUACAUAGGACUAACAGCCAACGGGAGCUUCGGAGACAAUUCUCUCAGGAAAGAGACUCUACAAAACAAGAUCAUCACGCUGAUAACUCCAGGUACUCCGACAGAAGCCGACCAUUAAAUGAAAGGAGUCCCCCUGGGGAAAUGAAGCGAGCCAGGCCAGCAGAUGUGACUUCACGUGAUAAUUUCUCCCGUUUGCACGGGAAUUCAAGUCUAGAAAGUCGAGGAGGACGGUAUGAGGGAUCUUCUGACCCGAGUUACGACAGAAGAAAAGACAGAUAUCCUUCUUCAGAAACAAUGGAUCACAGGCGGCAAGCAAAGGAUUAUCUUUCGGACAAAGAAGCCCCUUGGAAAGAUAGCCAGAAAUCCAGGGACGUUUUCCAUGGGGCUGAUCGUCGAACAUCGGGGAAGGACCAACAAUGGAUUAGCCAAGAGGAUGAUAGGAAAGUCCGUAGUGAUUCUUCUAUUGUAAGAAGAACCAGCCAAGAAUCUCUGAGAGAUUCUUCUGACAGAUCUCAUCGAGACUCUCGGAUGCCUUAUUUUGGGGGAGACGAAUGGAGAGAUUCUCCCAGGAAAAGAGACUACGAUGUUCAAAGUUCUGGGGAUGAUCCCCGACUGCGGAUUCACUCCGUACGAAGUGGUGAUGAACGACGAAACCACCUGGAACCUGGUUAUGUAUCAGAAAGUAGGGGGAGGGGCCACAACAACCGAAAAAAAAUGGAAUCAGUAGUGCGGAAUGAUUCCUUAAGUUCGGACCAAUCGGAGAGUGUGAGACCUCCCCCUCCAAAGCCACACAAAAACAAAAGAGGCAAAAAACUUCGACAGAGGUCUGUCAGUAGUUCAGAGGAAGACGUACAGACAACACCAGAGUGUACUAGCUGUGAUGAAGAAGUCGAUGCAGAAAGUGAAAGUAUUAGCGAAAAAGGUGAAUGUGAAGUCGUUGGAGCACAAUGGAAAAAAGAAGAUAUAUUAGAUGCCAAAAUUAAAAAGUUCCUCGCGCAGCCUACUCAUUGGCGACCUUCUAAGGAUAAUUAUAGAAUGAUUGGGCACAUGAUGCUAAAUAAGCCUUACAAAGACACGGUCGAAACUUCCUCAGGGGCAGCAAUGCUAGGUUUAAGAAUAACAGGUGGCAGGAUACUUGAAACAGGCCAAAGGGGUGCAGUAGUAGAAAAAGUCGUCCGAGGAAGUAUAGCUGAUACUAUAGGACAAGUAAGACCAGGUGAUGAAGUUAUGGAAUGGAAUGGAAGAAACCUGCAAAACAAAUCGUAUGAAGAAGUGUACAAAAUUGUUUCUGAAUCUUGGCAGGAACCUCAAAUUCAUCUGACCAUUGGUCGUUCCAUGCGGGACGUUCUCAGAGGUGACAGGGACCAGCCUAUAAGACGUCAUACACAUAUUGGGGCACCUGCAACAAUGGCCAACAGAGAGUGGCUUGCUUCUCGAAAGCAGAUGAGCCUUCAAGAAGACAGGCGACCUAGUGUUAUGGUGACAUCUCCGACAUCUCCUGAUCGCCAUCCUUCCAUAAGAGGAAGAAUCCAGGUGAGACUUUGGUACGAUAUCCGAUCUCUGCAGUUAGUGGUCACCAUUGUAAAGGCUAGCAUUAAUCCGCCUAAGUCAGGAAGAAUGAUCAAUCCUUACCUAAAAAUGUUUUUGCUUCCAGACAGAAGUGAGAAAAGCAAAAGACGAACCAAAACCAUUGCUAACACCUAUGAACCCAAAUGGAACCAAACUUUUGUAUACUCACCUCUUAGAAGAUCAGAUUUACAAACACGGACGCUGGAAAUAACCUGCUGGGAUUAUGAUCGCUACGAGAGUAAUAACUUUGUUGGCGAAGUUCUUAUUGACUUGUCGACAGCUCGACUAAACAACGAAAAUGAAUGGUACAGAAUGUCUUCAAGGGAAGAAAGCUUAGCGGAUCAAUUGCGGAGAAGCAACUUGUUUCUCGAAGCUGAAUUAUCCGGAUCAGCGACUUCAGUUGAUCGCCUCUCCCCGCCUUCCUCCGUUUCUGUAUCGAGAUUAUCAGACAGUGAUAUAUCUGAGCUUGAUUAUGAUGAAACUAUUCCUAUCACAAGAAGGGGGUUUCCUCAUGGUGAUGCAGGUAGCUUGAGUUCCGUUGGAAGUAGUCCGACGUUAGUAGGCGACGAUAGCAUGAGUGCGGGAGAAAGGAGAUCACGUAGAGAUCUAUGGCCUGAUGAUAGGAGACGUUCUAGUACAGUCAAUCCAAGAGAUAUGUAUUCCUACGAAAGAAUAGAAAGGAGAGAGCCGAUUUCAGGACUAGAUUACCCUCCUAGAAUAUCCAAUCGAGUGAGGUCGAGAUCUGUCGUACCCGACGACGUAUCCUUGACUCGAUCGAGAUCACCAACUAGAAGAGUGAUAGAAGCAAGUGUGCAUAGGUCAGGUUCCCCUCCUGAACCUAGUGGCAUGGCGAUAAGACAUCCUUCUGGCACUCCAUCUCCGAAAAAACGACAACUGCCACAAAUUCCUCCACGACGAGCUCCAAGAGACCAAAUGACACUCAACUUGGAGGAACGAGCAAGGCAGAUGAAGCUUAGAACCCAAAGAAAACCUGAUGGAGUGUCUUCAGCCAUUGUGUCUGACAGUGAAGUGUCUCCUCGCCAUAGCCUAGACAGGCAGUUCAAUAUUCACCCCCAUCCACCCCCUAGGAGCUCUCGGAUGCCCACACAUCACCAAGGAGGGGCACCAAAUACUAGGGGGCUACGGGGCCCUUCCACCGGUGCUGUGGAAGGGGUCGAAAAAGACGGGAACGUACCACCAGCCCUGGAGAGUGAUGAAUCUGAAACCAGCUCGGUCUCCAAAUACAGUGUCACUAGUGCCUUCUCUUCUCAGUCUGAACAUCCCAGGGGCAGUAGAACUCUACAAGAAUUCACUUCUCCCACGCCUGCUUACGGCCCUGUUCAUCCCACACGUCCGACUCGUGGAUCUUUGAAUCGGAGCAGCAGUGACGGAGCUGCAAACGAGAAAACAAACAAUGGCAGUCUUUCGGACACAGCUCUGACGGGAUCCGCAGAGAAGGUGUCGAGGCCAGGACAGCAAGGAACAACUGGCGGUAAGAUCACUCAGUUUGGGGGUCUAUCUGCCAAAAGGAGUAACAGCGCGUCCCAGCUUAGUGUUGCUGGACAUAAAAAACGCAUGGGAUUCCGAAGGAAAAAGUCCUCCACUAUAAACGUCCAUCGAAGCGAAGAAGUCGCUCCUCUCGAGUGCCGACAUCUGGUGAAACAGACGAGUAGUGUGUCAUCCGACGGGGAAGGCAGUCUUAGUGGAGAUAGUUCUGUAUGGUUACCAUCAAUUCGAUUAGUUCCAGAAGGCGAGUUUUCCAAUUUUAUCGAAGGUUUGGGAAGUGGUCAGUUAGUUGGACGACAAGUAUUAGCUUCUCCAAGUUUAGGUGAUAUUCAACUGAGCCUUGCGGAUAGAAAAGGAAAUCUGGAAGUGGAGGUCAUAAGAGCAAGAGGUCUGCAGCCUAAACCUGGAAGAGUGGUACCAGCGCCUUAUGUAAAAGUUUACUUAGUUAAAGGAAGAAAGUGUAUUGCGAAAAGGAAAACAGCAACUGCAAGAAAGACGCUAGAUCCACUCUAUCAGCAACAACUUGUAUUCAACGAAGACUAUAGGAACUGCAUACUGCAGGUAACAGUCUGGGGAGAUUACGGUCGAAUGGAGAAAAAAGUGUUCAUGGGCGUUGCCCAAAUCAUGCUUGACGAAUUGGACCUUUCAAACUUUGUGAUCAGUUGGUACAAACUGUUUCAUCAUUCUUCUUUGGUCAACCUUCCAGCUAGCGUGCCACAAAAUUCUAUGAUGUCAGUAGAUAGCUUUGGCUGACUACAGCAUUCUUUAGCCCUUUCUAGAGCAGAUCUAAAUUUUCAAAGUGCCACUUGUGCUGCUGGGUGAGUGUCAGCCCAGCAGUGUUCUCUUGCACAGAACCAUCAUUUUCCAAAGGGAUGAGUGCCUGAAAAAUGUUACGUCAAGUAGAAAUAUUCCUCAUCAAGACUACUUUCCUAUUUCUUCAAAAAACAAAAAAAAUAUUCAUAUUUUAUAUCUUAUUCUACGGUGCAAACUUCUUGAGCACUUUUACUGUGUACCAUUCACUCAGGACAUCAUUGACAUAGACGGGCCUACAGAGGGAAUCCAAACAACCCAUUCGAAAAUCUCAUCAAACAAUGCCAAACUCCGACAAAUUAUUGCCAAAAGAACAAAGUUACGUCACUCCCUCUCCAAGACAUUCAUUGGUCGAACAAUGAUUUUGGUAAAGGCCAUUAUUUCUAAACCACAGUUUUGUGACUUAGAAUUAGCAAUCUAGAUAUGGAAAAGAAAUUAAUUUUUCCUCUAUUUUCCUUUUUUAUACACUCCUGUAUAUCAGAGAACUAUAUGCUAGUUAAAUGGAAGUAGAGAAAACGGUACACAAUAAUAGGCAGUCGAAAACACUAAUCUUUUUAUUGAAAUAUGUAUAAAAAUGUAAAUUAUCUUUCACAAAGCUUCAUAUUUUCUUGAACGAACAGUGAGAUCGUCGUAGAAAGGCACCACUACCCAAUCUAAUUGGCUUUUCCAUUUCUUCAAGUGAUUCGUUACGUCGUCAAAAGGGAAUUUCCGUUCUUCUCAUGAAAUGAUUACUUUUGGAAUGUAGAAAGUGGACUCGUAUUAUAUUGCUGCAUCUCUUUCAGUUGCACUUGGGAAGGAAACGAAAUUUGAUUUACAUUCUCCUACUCUUUAGAAAGAUUUUCUAUUUAUACAUGAUUUUUAACAUCAUUGUUGUGUUUUAAAUAUUUACAUUUUGUAAGACUGCUAAGAAUAAUGCCUUGAGUAGGUUUGUAACGAGGAGAAAGUAUAGGGAAGCCAAAAUCUUAAAUAGAGAAAAAUGGGGGGUGGGGACUUCUAUAAGCUCAUGGUGACUACAGUAUCAUAUCAUAUGAAAUUUUUUUCAUUGCAGAUUAUAUAUUAUGCGACAUCUGUUGUUACAGCUUUUUUGGCUGUUCUCUUCAACAAGAAGUUUGUUAUACGCUUACAUUUUAAAAAGUAUGUUAUUGAUAUGUUUUGAUGAUUACGAUAAUUCGAUUAUAACCAUCAUAUCAAUAAUGCAUGCUACUACAUCGAUUAUUACAAUUAUUCUAC
Argiope bruennichi is the source of this 6007-nucleotide messenger RNA. Its product is annotated as regulating synaptic membrane exocytosis protein 2-like. The coding region runs from base 305 to 4720 and encodes 1471 amino acids. Gene Ontology annotation, molecular function: small GTPase binding; transmembrane transporter binding. Lineage: Eukaryota; Metazoa; Arthropoda; Arachnida; Araneae; Araneidae. The record is from RefSeq and is a predicted model, not a curated record. Gene Ontology annotation, cellular component: cytoskeleton of presynaptic active zone; presynaptic membrane. The transcript is spliced from 21 exons. Gene Ontology annotation, biological process: positive regulation of synaptic transmission; regulation of membrane potential; intracellular protein transport.